GUCUGCCUUAAUGGCAAGUGUCACAGUCACUUUUAAUUAACCAUCAUUUUUUGCAUUUUUUUCCCCUAAUUAGUGUUUUUACGUUUUUCUAGAUUUUUUCAAUUACCUUUUAGUGUAGUUAGGGAUGCCUCGAAGCAGUGACCGACAGUUAACCAAUUUUGACGUGUCUCUGUAUUUGGACAGAAUCACAUUUGACCAGUUACAGAAAUCACCGUCUCAAGAUGAUGCAGAGGCAAUACAUUUCUGGCAUAUUUUCGAAUCCUCCGAGAGUUUUAAUUUAAGGGCAACAUUGCACAAUUUAAGUAUUUUGUCAUCUGAAACUGAAGAACCAGGAGAAUUAUUUCUUCACGAUGCAGAGCUCUCAGAGCUACAAAGGAAAAAGCCUCUCAGGGAAAAAAUGAAACACUUGAUUGUACACCGUCGAGGAGAUGUAAUGACAAAAGAUGAAUUUGAAAACGAAGCUGACAGAUUAUACAAAUGCUGCUUGAGGAGUUGCACAGACAUGCAUGAGUUACAUAUCAGGAGACUUAUCGGAAUGGAGAUUUUAGCUGACAUGAUGCAGAGAGUGAAUAUCACGUAUAUUAACUUAGUAAACAUUAUGCAUAUCAUCUGGUCCAUAAUGAGUUGUAUGCAUCAUUUCCAGUUGAGACUGAAGUUAAAUACUUAUAAGAUUAUCCAGAAGAGCAGGCGUGUCUGUUCUAGAAAGAAACUGCACCGCUGCAUGACCAUUUAUUGUCAGCUAACAGAAAAAUUAAACGACUUCUCCCUACGUCUAGCCCUCAACGCGGUGAUGACGUUCUACAAGGAAGGCAAAUUAUGGGAUGUCGAUUUCGACUGCAUGCAGUUGAUCAGUCGGUUGCUAGCUAAGUUUACGAACCCGGAGAUAGGAUUCCACGAUAUCAUACGUAAUUAGCUUAUUGUGAUUUUCGAGAUCAAUUGUGGAAAAAAUAAAAAAAACAGCAAAAACCCAGGAAUUUAAGUAGCUCUUUAGGUCAUCAGGAAUAUUAUGAUUUACCUUUGUAUCCACCGAUGAGGAGUAUUUUUGAUUGAUACAAACGAAGGUAUAAAGGGUUUGAGGUGAUGCCCUCAGAGCUUACGAGUACGUGAUAGUGCUUCCUGUCUGACAAAUAAAAACGAAAUAGCGCUAGCACGAUUUUAUCGAAAGUUGUUCAGUCGAAAAGCCACGUGACGCAAGACAUAUGAUGGUCGUUUUGUACGAAGUGAUCAAAAUGACAGAUUGGUCCAGAGUACCACCCGAAUCGAUUGACAACAUAACCAGAAAGCUGUUGGAAAUGUUACAACACAGCAUCGAUCCUCAACUAACUGAUAUUUAUAAUUAUGUCCCCCUGAGAAAGGGAAUAAGGAUCUGCCUUUGCAAUAUGAUGGAAAUCUUAUCCAAAAAACGUUUGGUCAAAAUGCUCCAUUUGAUGUUGAAGGUGAUCUCCCAACCAGACCAAAACAGUAGUGUACAGAAGUCAUUAAGUAAUCUGGCGAUAAUAGCUGCAACAGAGUACAGAAAGAAAACAUCUCGACCAUUUUCGGCUAAAGGUCCAAUGCCUCUCAUUUUCGGCGUGUAUUUUUGUAAGGAUCCCAAUCUGAACGUAAUAGCAACGAUGAUAUGGAAAAGCCUUCUCGAUGCACGGAACAUUGUUCGGGUUUUUUACUCGCCCAGGGUAUAUUUUGAAGACACCCUAUACGACUUACCAUACUGCAAAGUUCGCCGAGAAGACAAAGUUUUCUUCAAGUCUGUACAGCGCUUUAUCUUCGAAUCAAUCGUCUAUGGUAUCGUCAACUGUACUGAAAGAGAGAUCCUUUACUAUUAUCACGAGACCAUAGGAUUGACCUUAGUGACAGUUCGAUGUAGUGCAGCUGCAUCGUGUUUCGUGGCUGUCGGAAUGGCUGUCCAAGAAUAUGCCUUCACCAUCACCAAGAAGCAGUUGGUGCGCUCCCAUCACCUACACGCAUUCGUUUUGUCUGUUAUGACACUUGUCUGCUACGUUUUUCGUGCUAAGGUACUCUACAAAUACGUAAUCUCGAUAAUGAAAAACAGGGCGGAAUGGGCGCCACACCUGAAUCCCCCCAUUCACCAAAAAUACAAAUAUGCAGCCCAUCACAUCUUGUGGAACAAACCUGACCUCUUCUUCGACGAUUGGGAGGUAAAGUAUGGACUGUGGAAGUGUUUCAGAGUCAAGAAGGAUAUUAUACCAAAAGGUAGUGUAAAGCGCCAUAAGAAAAAAUAAAUGUGGAAAAAUAAUGAAGUCUCUUUUAGCACUGAUCUCAUAUAGUAGAAACUGGAUAAGAAAAAUCCGAUCUUCCCACGAAUAUACACAUUAAUCUAAAUUCAUAUAAUUUUAAUUUCCAACAGUACUGUUUUGAAAUCCAAUGUAUCAUAAAUUCAAAUAGUGAAAAAAUUGUUCAAAUUAAUGCACAUAUAUCCAUAGUAAGACGCCUCGCAAAUACAUG
Acanthoscelides obtectus is the source of this 2463-nucleotide messenger RNA. The record is from the annotation of a GenBank genome assembly. NCBI's taxonomy places the organism in Eukaryota, Metazoa, Arthropoda, Insecta, Coleoptera, Chrysomelidae.